This is a messenger RNA of Danio aesculapii, 4299 nucleotides long. RefSeq names its product ubiquitin specific peptidase 8 (gene usp8). The coding region runs from base 226 to 3402 and encodes 1058 amino acids. The record is from RefSeq and is a predicted model, not a curated record. Gene Ontology annotation, biological process: Ras protein signal transduction; protein K48-linked deubiquitination; protein K63-linked deubiquitination. Gene Ontology annotation, cellular component: postsynaptic density; extrinsic component of plasma membrane; extrinsic component of endosome membrane. NCBI's taxonomy places the organism in Eukaryota, Metazoa, Chordata, Actinopteri, Cypriniformes, Danionidae. Gene Ontology annotation, molecular function: cysteine-type deubiquitinase activity. The transcript has 19 exons.
CUUCCGCUCUUUGAAUGCAGUCACUUCCGCGUUUGAUCGAGCAGUUUCAGCCUGUUUACUGUCAUUAUCCUGAAUAAACUUCACUUUUCCGCGCACAGCUGCGGUUCUCGGCGGAUUUCGGCGUGUUCGCGGGGUCGGCGGUGUUUGGUGGUGUAUGUGAGUGGGUGUGUGUGUGAGAGUGUGUGUGACCUGAGGCUCGGUGUCCAGCAGGAAUAUGAGCUGAAGAUGCCGUCCGUGUCCAGCGGAGUGAAGGAUCUCUAUCUGUCCACGUCACUCGGAGAUCUGAACAAAAAGGCAGAAAUCAAGCCGGACAAGAGCAGCACCAGACAUUAUGUCCAGAGCGCGUGUAAGAUCUUCAAGGCGGCGGAGGAGUGUCGUCUGGACCGCGAUGAGGAGAAGGCGUAUGUGCUGUACAUGAAGUAUCUGAGCGUCUAUGACCUGAUCAAGAAGAGGCCAGACUUCAAGCAGCAGCAGGAGUUUUUCCUGUCUAUGCUCGGCCCGACCAGCUUUAAAAAGGCCAUCGAGGAGGCAGAGAAACUCUCAGAGAGUCUGAAGCUGCGGUAUGAGGAGGUGGAGGUGCGGAAGAAGCUGGAGGAGAAAGAGAGAAAAGAGGAAAAGAGUCGGAGAGAAGAGCGAACGGAGAAGAAGGAAGGACACGCGUCACCUCAGACUAACACUGAGAGGAAGGACAGUAAGAAGGUCAAAGAGGAGCCCAAUAACAGCAAGAGUGUGUGUGAUAAAGGCAGCAUCAGUGCUGAGGCUCUGUUCCGGCUGAUGAAGGACUCCAGCAUCAGUGUGUUGGUGAUGGACGCUCGGCCCGCGCUGGACUUCCAGGAGUCUCAGAUCAGCGUCCCGUCGCAGACCUGCAUCAGCGUUCCAGAGGAGGCCAUCAGCCCGGGGGUGACGGUGAAUCAGAUGGAGCUGAAGCUGCCUGCGGUGUCUCUGAGUGAGUGGAAGCGGCGUGGGUUUGUGGAUUAUGUGGUUCUGCUGGACUGGUUCAGCUCUGUCUCUGACCUCAGACUGGGCUCCACUCUCCAGAGUCUGAAGGACGCCCUCUAUAAGUGGGACAGCAGCACUAUCCUGCGCAGUGAGCCGCUGGUGUUGGACGGAGGAUACGAGAGCUGGCUGCUGUUUUACCCCAUGUACACCAGUAACGCUAAAGUGAAACCCCCCCGACAGCAGACGCCCAGCACACUGCCACAGCUGAACUUCACGUACCCGUCGCUGGAGGAGCCCAAACCUGUGAGUGUGUGUGAAGAGCCAGCAUCAGCAGCACAGAUGAAUGGCAAAACCCUGGAGCCAGAGCCACCUGCAGAUCCCACCACAAACACACACACACCACCACUGGUCCAACCCACAAACACACACACACCACCGCCGCUAGCCCAACCUACAAACACACACACACCACCGAUCGCUCCAUCCACAAACACACACACUCCACCGCUGGCUCCACCUGCUCACACUGAGGCUGCAGCGCCGCCCACCGCCUCGCCCAGACACACACCACAGGUGGACCGCUCCAAGAAACCAUCAGUUAUUCCCCCGCCCAGCUCGAAGCUCAUCAGUGACCCUGCAGUCAGCGAGGGCCCGGCGGCACCAGCAGCACACAAUGGCCCCUCGGUGCCCGACCGCUCCGUCAAACCCACCACAGACCCAUCCCGAGCCCUGAGUGCAGAGCAGCGGCGGGAGAUCCAGAAAGACACGCUGGACCUGAUGGAGAAGGCCAGGAGAGAGCAGGAGCAGCGCAGGAGAGCCCAGGAGCAGGAGAAGCUGGAGGACAAACAGCAGGACAGGAGGAAGCUGGAGCGGCAGACGGCUGAGGAGGAGGACCCGAAGGAGACCAGCCCUGAAGACAAGAGCCGCAAAACACAGAAGGACACGCCGGCGGACAUCCCGAUGAAGAGCAUGUCUCUGGACUCACCCGCACCGUUCAACGCUAGGGAGCCGCUGACCCGAGCACACAGCGAGGAGAUGGGCAGGACAGUCCCAGGGCUGCCGGACGGCUGGAUGAAGUUUCUGGACACGGUGACGGGCACCUACAGGUAUUACCACUCUCCCACCAACCGUGUGCACCUGUACCCGCCGGAGGUCAGCACUCCGCAGCCGCCAGCCAAACACACGCCGCCUGCGCAGCCGGCAGCAGACACGGAGACUGAGAAGCAGCGGCAGCGGGACCGAGAGCGGGAGCAGUCCAAACUCAAGCGCUCGUACUCCUCUCCAGACAUCAGCCAGGAGCUCAGCGCAGAGACCAGACAGAGACCCGCUGCGGUGCCCAGCAUCAACAGAGAGAACAAGCCUCUAGCUGCCAGCACAUAUGCGAAGGUGGAGAUCACUCGUCCGUCCGCAGCAAAGAUCCGCAACCUGAACCCAGUGUUUGGGGGCCAGGGGCCGCUGCUGACGGGCCUCCGCAACCUGGGGAACACCUGCUACAUGAACUCUAUCCUGCAGUGUCUGUGCAACACCGUGGCCAUGGCGGAGUACUUCAACCGGAACUACUAUCAGGACGACAUUAACCGGGCGAAUAUCCUGGGUCAUAAGGGCGAGGUGGCGGAGGAGUUCAGUGUGGUGAUGAAGGCGCUGUGGUUGGGUCAGUAUAAGAUGAUCAGCCCACUGGACUUUAAGGGCACCAUCUGUAAGAUCAACAGUCGCUUCUCCAGCUAUGAGCACCAGGACUCUCAGGAGCUGCUGCUCUUCCUGAUGGACGGCCUGCAUGAGGAUCUCAACAAGGCGGACAAGCGCAAGGGCUAUAAGGAGGAGGAGAUCGAGCAUCUGGACGACGUGAGCGCAGCGGAUCUGGCGUGGUCCAAACACAAGCAGCUGAACGAGUCCAUCAUCGUGGCUCUGUUUCAGGGCCAGUUCAAGUCCACGGUUCAGUGCAUGAGCUGCCAGCACAAAUCACGCACCUUCGAGACCUUCAUGUACCUGACGCUGGAGAUGACGGCCAGCAGCAAGUGCUCUCUGCAGGACUGUCUGAAACUGUUUCAUAAAGAAGAGCGUCUGACUGACGGUAACCGCUUCUACUGCCGCCACUGUAAGACCCACCGCGACGCCAUCAAGAGGAUGCAGAUCUGGAAACUGCCGCCCAUAUUACUGGUGCACCUGAAGCGGUUUAAAUAUGAGGGCCGCUGGAGGGAGAAGCUGCAGACGCUGGUGGAUUUCCCUCUGGAUAAUCUGGACCUGUCGCAGUACGUCAUCGGACCCAAACACAACCUGAAGAAGUACAACCUGUACGCCGUGUCUAAUCACUACGGUGGGAUGGACGGUGGGCACUACACCGCCUACUGCAAGAACCCCAUGAAGCAGCGCUGGUUCAAGUUUGACGAUCAUGAAGUCUCCGAGAUCUCCUGCUCCACCGUGCGCUCGCCCGCAGCUUACAUAUUCUUCUACUCCUCUCUAUGAAGGACCCCACCACUCAUCACCAUGGAGACCGGGUGAUUGACACUUCAAAUAGCCACUGUGGGCGGAGCUGAAGCCUGAUUUGAGGACUGGGGAAUGCCUCUCUCUCUCUCUCUCUCUCUCUCUCUCUCUCUCUCUCUGUGGGCGUGGCAGUGGUGUAGCCGGCAGGAAUGGAACACAGAUGUGUGCUCCUGCUUUCUCCACCUCAUGGCUGGACUCUGUCCUGUAGACGGCCCUCUGUGAGAUUAGACGUCUGCAUACGCGCUCUAUAACCCCAGCUCAUUAGAGCCUUCAUUUAUUUAUAUGAUGACCAAAUAUUGUCAGACGUGUGCUGCCAGAACUGACGAAACCAACACAGUCGAUGAGAGAAACUCCACUGAUGGACCGCUCUGUGCUUAAUUAACACACACACACACUCGCGCACUACACCGCAGUGGAGAUGUAGUUUUCCUGCAGCUUCGGCCCUGUCCUGUAGGCUAGUGUUCAAGGGUCCGCUAAUCACAGCAGUGCAAUAAACACUCAUCAGAGUCAAUGACACACACUAACGUCAGGGGAUUAGCAUUAGCAGUCUGUGUACUGAUAUGGGUCUGAUUGAUUGAGCUGAUUUAUAUGGAGCUCUCAUACACAUACACUCUCUCUCUCUUUUACACACACACACUUUCUCACACACAUACACUCUCACGCACACACAAGCGCUAUCUCUCGCACACACACACUCUCACGCACACACAAGCGCUCUCUCUCUCUGUCAGUGUGUGUGUGGCAUGAUGUUGGGCAUGAGCUUCUGAUGGACUGAUUCUGACUGAUUCUCUCUCCUGGUUUCUCAUCAUAUUAAGCUCAUUCUUUAUAUCCCUGUAUUAGCAUAUAAAUCUUCUACAUCAAUAAAUAAACAGACAUUAA